CUGAGUGGAAUCCAGCUCAGAGCAGAGGAAGAUAGUGUUUGUUCAUGGUGAUAAAGAUUAUGAGCAGCUCCAAAAGUGAUCUUAAGAGGGAAGAUACAACAGCUGACGAAGUCAUAAAAAAAUAAGAGGGAGAGGUAGACAUCUCCUGGUUCCAUGUGGCCCACUUUCAAGAACAUGGGAUGGUCCUAGAAACCCCAACCAGGAUAGAACAGCAUUAUGCAGUGCUGGAAAACCCAAACUUCUCCCCAAUGGGAGUUCUAAUGAGAAUGAUUCCUGCUUUUGGACACUUCAUCCCCAUCACUUCCAUCACAUUGAUCUACUAUCACCUCAAUCUCAAGGAUGUGACAUUUCACCUUUACCUGGUCCCUAAUGACUGCACCAUUCGGAAGGCCAUUGAUGAUGAAGAAAUGAAAUUCCAAUAUGUUCGAAUAAACAAGCCACCUCCAGUAGACUCUCUUUAUAUUGGUUCCCGCUACAUUGUGUCUGGUUCUGAGAAGCUGGAAAUCAUCCCAAUGGAACUAGAGCUGUGCUACCGGAGCCCUGGAGAAUCCCAGCUCUUCUCUGAGAUCUAUGCUGGCCACAUGGCUUCAGGGAUUAAGCUGCAAAUCAGAGACAAGAAGCAUAUGAAUCUCAUAUGGGAAGCCUUGUUGAAACCAGGGGACCUCAGACCUGCACCACCCAUGAUCCCUGCAGCCCACAAAGAUGCUGCUGCCUCACUACACUUCCUGGACCAGCAUCGGGAGCAGCUGGUGGCCCGAGUGACAUCGGUGGACCCUCUCUUGGACAAGCUGCAUGGUGCUGUGCUGAGUGAAGAGGAGUAUGAGGCGGUGCGGGCUGAGGCCACCAACCAAGACAAGAUGAGGAAGCUCUUCAGCCUCAGUCGGUCCUGGACCAGGGCCUGCAAAGACCGAGUCUACCGAGCUCUGAAGGAGACCCAUUCUCACCUGAUCAUGGACCUCUAUGAGAAGUCAGGUGGUGUCUCUGAGGAAUCCUGACAUCUUAAUAGCUGAGGAGUGAGCACUCUCACUUGAGUCCUGGGUCUGCCUGACCUUCCUUUGGCACUUGGUUUCCUCAUCUAUAAAGGCCACCAGUGUUGCCUUUCAAAUGGCAAUGUUUCCAGGACACCUCUUAGGGACCCAGAUGUUCCCUCCUGGCCUUUGCCAGCCAGAUGUUUACAUUGGGUGAGCAUCUCAGUAAAUGUCCAGUGGAGCCAGCAAGUCUAUACAGGCCUUGUCCAGCUACUUUAUGGUGUGAGUGGCCAGCCUUGAGCCCAUCUGACCCCCGAUAAUUCAAACUGUCCUGGAGAGCAUGGGAAUGGAGACAAGGAGAUGAUACUUUUCCCUGAAAAGUGAAUGUUAUAAUGGCAUUCCUGCUGAGCUGCACCUGGCCUGGCUCCAGAGAGUAGCACCUAGCCCUAAUCCAUCUUUUGCUUAGCAGACACCUUUGGUUUCCCUUGUUGCCCUCCAUGUGAAUCCUGUUUCCCAAGGAUAAAAAGGCCUGUGCAAAACAUGGUUCAGGAAAACCAGAAAACCAUGGUACCCAGAAAUCGAGGAAUUUGCCCUUGACACUGUAUUGUUGGGAGCCCCUUUCAGGUUGUUUUGAGCAUAUGGAAAUUAACUGGCUAAACUGUUUUGGAGAGAAAUAAAACUGCCCUAGGCAAAGGGAUAGUGCUUUAGUCCUUUGAGGCUGAACCCCCCUGCAGCCAUGAAAGGCUAGAUUCAUUCUUAAGAUGCCUCUCAGUCUUCAUUUCACAGACCCUCGUAAACCCGCACACCCAUGUCAUGACCACACAGUUACAGAAUAUCAUAUUGAAAGACCCUAACCCUUCAGGCUUACACCCCUCAAGCCCCAGGAGAAUGAGGAACUAAAAAGCUAGUUCCAAGGGCAAACUGACUCAGCCAUUAUUCAACCACCCUUACCACAAUGUAUGGAGAUUUCUGUUAAGAUAUGUUGCUCAACUGUGAUUGGGAUAAUUGCAAGUGUUCCAGGAAAGACCACUGUAACCUUUGUGUAACCUUCACUCCCACCCUGAUACCCCCCAGAGGUUCCGGGGAAAAUUGUGCAUGUGGACAUGAUUGUACCUACCCUGUGAUUAGGCCAUAAUCUUGUGAAAGUAGCCCCUAGACAUGAACCAAUAGGAACAAAAUUGCAUGGGAAUUGCAAUCGUAUGACUUUUGUGGGUUUUCCUUUUCCUUUAAAAGUACCUAUGUGGCUGCAGUACGGUGGGACUCUUGCUCUUGGGAGGAGAGUAGCCGGACUGUACAGCCACAUUAAUAAACCUCUUGCUGUUUGCAUCAA
Messenger RNA from Peromyscus maniculatus bairdii (prairie deer mouse), 2298 nucleotides. The record is from RefSeq and is a predicted model, not a curated record. Lineage: Eukaryota; Metazoa; Chordata; Mammalia; Rodentia; Cricetidae.